CUCAAUGAAAUAUUCAAAGCAAAACCAAAAUACGAAAUGAAAAAUGCCAGUGAUUUUUCGAGUUUGUAUUAUUAUGUCAAUUCUGCGGUGUUCUACUUGGCAAUGCUUGAUUAUCCAUAUCCGGUUAAUUUCCUCGAACCGCUUCCUGGAUUUCCGGUUAAAUAUGCAUGUACUUAUGCGAAAUCGGCGCCAUCGGAUAAUGUGGCAUUGGCCAAACAGUUAUAUGAAGUCAUCAAUGUUUAUUACAACUAUUCUGGAACUCUUGAUUAUCAUUGCUUUACGAGAGACUGCCCAGAUACAACCGCAGGAUCACUUGAUGUUGGCCUGGGAUGGGCUUGGCAGGUUGGUUUUCCGUAA
Gongylonema pulchrum is the source of this 357-nucleotide messenger RNA. The record is from the annotation of a GenBank genome assembly. Lineage: Eukaryota; Metazoa; Nematoda; Chromadorea; Rhabditida; Gongylonematidae.